This is a messenger RNA of Caretta caretta (loggerhead turtle), 1821 nucleotides long. The record is from RefSeq and is a predicted model, not a curated record. NCBI's taxonomy places the organism in Eukaryota, Metazoa, Chordata, Testudines, Cheloniidae.
AUGUAUGCUCAGAGCCCGGUGCAGGCUCUGAUCAAUGACUUCCAGGGCACCCCCACCUUCAACUACAAAGCAGCUCACGUCUUCUUCAUCAACCGUGAGUAUCGGGGGUCGGGGGAUCCCCCAGCUGGGAGCCUGGACAGCAGCACACUGAAGCCCGGGGUCAUCGUUGACUCCUGUGUGGCCCUGCUGGCUUGCCCAGGUUCCCCACAGGCGUGCAGCACUACUGCCCCUGCUGUGCCCGGUCUGGCCCCGUCCGUGGGGGCUGGCGCUGUGCUGGGGGUCCUGAGCCCUGUGCCUGUCACUCCCACCCACUGCCUCUGCCUUGCAGCCUGUCCUGAGCCUCUGUUCAACGAGCUGAUCAUCAAGGCCAUCAAAACCCUCAAGGAGAUCAACAUGGCCUUCCUGCCCUACGAGAGCCGGGUGUACUCCCUGGACGGGCCACAGACCUUCCACAACUGGUUCAGCCCCUACCACUUCUUCGAAAAGAACAAGCAGAUGGAGAUGCUGGCAGAGCAGAUUGCCACAUUGUGUGAAACCCUGGAGGAGUAUCCAGCUAUCCGUUACAGGAAGGACCAUGAAGAUAACUUCCACUUGGCGCACGCUGUGCUGGCCAAACUCAAGGUGUUCAAGGAAUACGAGCCCAGCAUGGGACAGGGCCCCGACAAAACCCAUUCUCAGCUGUGGAUCGUGGACCGGAGCUUCGACCUGGUGUCCCCGCUGCUGCACGAGCUCACCUACCAGGCCAUGGCCUACGACCUGCUCAGCAUCGAGAAAGACACCUACAAGUACGAGACGACGGGCAUCAGCGACUCGCGGGAGAAAGAGGCGCUGCUGGACGAAGACGACGAACUCGGGGUGCAGCUACGCCACAUGCACAUCGCUGACGUCUCCAAGAAGGUGACGGAGCUGCUGCGCACCUUCUAUGAGAGCAAGAGGCUGACCACGGAUAAGACCAACAUCGAGGACCUGUCCCAGAUCCUGAAGAAGAUGCCCCAGUAUCACAAAGAGCUGAACAAGUACUCCACGCACCUGAACCUGGCUGAGCACUGCAUGCGGCACUUCAAAGGGACGGUGGAGAAGCUGUGCAGCGUGGAGCAGGACCUGGCCAUGGGAACGGACGUGGACGGGGAGAAGAUCAAGGACCCCAUGAAGAUCAUCGUGCCCGUUCUGCUGGACCCCAGCGUGCAGGCCUACGACAAGAUCCGCAUCAUCUUGAUCUACAUCUUCCUGAAGAAUGGUAACGCCACAGGCCUGCAGGGGGAGCACUGCGGGGCCUGCUGCUGCAAGGGGUGCUCCUGGAGUGUGGACAAGGAGAACCUCACCAAGCUGAUCCAGCAUGCCAACAUCCAGCAGCAGAGAGACAUCAUCCACAACAUGCAGUUCCUGGGCAUUUCUCUCACGCCUGGGAGCGGGCAGCUGCGACCGGAGAGGAAGGUGCGGCUGGAAUCCACCUACCAGCUCUCCCGCUGGACCCCCAUGCUCAAGGAUGUCAUGGAGGACAUCAUUGAGGACAAACUGGACAAUAAUCUAUGGCCCUUUGUCUCGGACCCUGUCCCUACCACCAGCUCCCAGGCUGUUGUCAGUGCCCGCUUUGGGCAUUGGCACAAGAACAAGCCAGCGGCUGAGUACCAGACGGGCCCGCGCCUCAGCAUCUAUGUGCUGGGUGGGGUGUCCAUGUCUGAGAUGCGCUGCACCUAUGAAGUGACCCCAGCCACCAGGGGCAAGUGGGAGGUGGUGAUCGGUUCCAGUCACAUCCUGACCCCCAAGCACUUCCUGGAUGACAUCCAAACCCUCAACCAGCUGGACCCCGAGGAGGCCUAG